Limulus polyphemus (Atlantic horseshoe crab) is the source of this 9230-nucleotide messenger RNA. RefSeq names its product transient receptor potential cation channel subfamily M member 3-like. Bases 385 to 4995 code for a protein of 1536 amino acids. The transcript has 30 exons. Gene Ontology annotation, molecular function: monoatomic cation channel activity. Gene Ontology annotation, biological process: monoatomic cation transmembrane transport. The record is from RefSeq and is a predicted model, not a curated record. NCBI's taxonomy places the organism in Eukaryota, Metazoa, Arthropoda, Merostomata, Xiphosura, Limulidae.
UUUGUGCUAGGAACUGCUGCACUUAAAAGUCAGCUCAACAACACGUUGCUGCUAAACCUUUCAGGAUACCACGCGGAAACACAUAACCAUACAGUUCUAUGUGUACCUCUACAUAUAGAUACGUCAGUUCGUGGUUGGUUUUUGAGCGAGAAUUAAGCAAAACAAGACUGUUAAAUUAGGUUAUUUGUCUGAGUAAGGUUAAAAUGUUUGUGAUAAAGCAGUGAAAGAUUGUUCCAGUAUAAAACAGCGUUUCCUUCUCUAACGAGUUGAAUAACAGUGCAUAAAGGCCUACAGCUACGCUCGAAGGGGACUUUGCGUGGACUGUUCGCUUAUGUUUCAUCCUACAUUAUUAUCCAGUUUUGUGAGUAGAUUGUGUACCCUAUAAUGAUCCCACUGAAACAUAUUUCUACUAAUGAAAGUGCAGGGGAAGGAGAUGAAGAAGAACAGCCUAAGUGUGACCCAUCUGUUAAUUUGAUUGAUGCACGGGAGCUUACAGAAACUCAACAGAAAGCUUCAAAACUCCUAAGACAGCCUGAAGGGAUCACAGGUUCAAGAAAACUUGGAAAGGGCAGUGUUAGUUUUUGGAGAAAUUGUGCUUAUGAGAAAGAGGGUCGGCCAUUCAUUCUGGUUGAACACGAUGUUUCAAUGGACGAUGUUGGAGAAGUGUUGCAUAAGGAAUGGAAACUUUGUAGUCCUCGGAUUGUUUUGGUCCUAGUUUCUAAUGUGAAACCUCUCAUUGGUUGGAAGAAUACUAGGAAACUUAAUAAUUUUCUGAAGGGUUUAGUCACAGCAGCAAAUACAACAAACAUGUGGAUUAUGACUCAUGGAGCCAACAUAGGAAUAGUCAAAGCUGUUGGAGAUGCUCUUCAUGAAGAAACUCUUCAUCGUCAAUCCUUAUUCUGUCAUAAGCAUCCUAAUCUGUCUGUUCCUAUUCCAACACCUCUAACAGUCAUUGGUGUUAUUAGGGAAGACAUGGUUGAUUAUGCAGAGAUCCUUAAUGAGUUAGGACGUGUGGAGAUUGAGAAUGAUGGAAACCGACCAGAGGAAAACAAGUAUGAGCUGAAUCCAGACCAUUCACAUUUUAUAGUUGUCAAGGAUAAGAGUGUUGAUAAAAUAGGUGGCAACCACUUCUUGUAUCGUUUAGAACAGUACAUUGCUGACACUGAGGAGCUAAGAGAAGUGGAAUUAGAUGGAGAUGCUGUAAUGACAUUUGAUUACAAGUUUCAUGUGGAAGGCUCAGAGGUUCCUGUAAUAGCAAUUUUGGUGCAAGGAGGAUAUGACUGUGCACGUAUUAUCAUGCAGCACUUAAAAAACCAGCUUCCUGUAAUGGUGAUCCAAGGAAGUGGAGGACUUGCUGACCUAAUAGCCUACUCAUACUUGGAACUUAAGCACAGAACUCAGGGAAGAUGGGAUCCAGAAUUUGUAGAAAAUUUCUUGAAGCCAGAAAUUUCUACAAAAAUUGCAGAAAACUUUCCAAGACUUAGAGAAAAUAGCAUAGCUAGAAAUAUCUUCAGAGACAGGAUACUAGAAUGUACACGGUAUUCAAAACAAGGUCAACAAACGUAUCUGACUAUCUUAAACAUUCAUAGCCACACUUGUGACCUUACAAACUUGGAUGAAAACAUCCUUAGGGCUCUCUUCAAGUCUCAGCAGUCUGAAGUGACAAAAUGGUAUGAACAAAUGGAGAAAGACCUCCAUCUCACCAUUGAUUGGAACAGUCCUCAAGUAGCAUUAAAUGAAGUGUUUGCAAAAGAUCUUACCAAUAAAUUCAAGGUUUCCAAAGAAAUAUUUGAACAGGCAUUACUUCGUCCAGAUCGUGAAAGAUUUGUAAAUCUCUUCUUGAAUGAAGGUUUCAAGCUUCACAAGUAUUUAACACCCAAGCGACUCAGGAGUUUGUUUCUUCGAGUUCAGGAUCAGGAGUUCUUCCAAUCUGUCUGUUGGGAAGGAGUUCUUGGUCAUGGAAUGCUGGUAAAGAUUGGAAAAAACUUCCUUGAAGAAGACUUGAACUGGCUUAUUGAGACAGCAACUGGUUUUCCAAAAUUUGUUUGUUCUCAGGAACUUUCUGUAAAUGCUGUAGGCAUGUACACUGUUAGUCCUGCUGCAGCUGAGAGGAAAGCCUUGACUCUUCUGACAAUGUGGGCAAUCUUCACAAACCGAAUAACACUUGCAGAAACUUUAUGGCAGAACUCGGACCAACCUAUCCAUUUGGCUCUUGUUAUUUCUAAGAUGUGUAAUGAACUGAAAAAUUACACUUCAGAAUCAGGCUACAAAUUAGAAAUGAAAAAAACAAGGAGAAAGUUUUCUGAAUUGGCGAUUGGAGUUCUAGACAUUAGUUAUAAGGAAGCAACUUGUAGAUGUUUCGAUGUUCUCAGUGAAGAGAGCCCAGAUUGGUCGUAUAAGACAGCAGUGGAACUUGCAGCAGAUGCCCAAAAUCGGACAUUUUUAUCUCAUCCUUGUUGUCAGAAGUGGCUGACAUGGUUGUUUUUGGGCAACAUUCGUAUCAGGGAACUUACCUGGGGUUUCAUGAAGCUGCCACAGUGGUUUAAGGUAUUGAUGUGUGCAUUCUUCAUCUUUCCCAUGUAUUUUUGGGUGAGGUUUAAAACUGAUUCAGAAGAUUGUGAGGUACUCUCUGGUGAUUAUGCUAUAGAUUCAGACAAUGAGAAGGAAGGUGAGUCUGAAGGGCUGAUUGAUCGACGUUCCCAAUACAGAACAAACACAACUCGUGUUGGGUCUAUAAUCAGAAGUAGAGAAGAUGAGAAAGAGUUGGAACAAGAACCAUCGACUGUUGUCACAGUCACAUAUCCACCACUGUGGAGAAUGAUUUACCUCAUGUGGAGUGCUCCUGUCACCAAACUGUGGACAUUUCAGGUUUUUUACAUGACUUACCUUGGGUUGUUCAGCUUGGCUGUCUUGUGGCCCUCUUGUGGAAACUACUAUUUAGACAUCACUGUUUGUGCAUGGACAUCCCUCAUGGUUGUGGAAACCAUUAGGCGGACAUACCGUUUGUACAGGAAAUACAGCAGCAUUCCCUUGUUCCUGAAAUGUUGUGAAAUUUUGCUAAUAAUAGCCUUCAUCUGUCUGUACGCAAUGGGUCGGAUCUAUCAACUUGGAGCCUUUUAUGAUCCAUACAGUGGAAAGGUGCUUUUGUGUCUUGGUCUCCUGUACUUCUAUUAUCGACUCAUUGCUAUAUAUCUUCCAAUAUCUCCAACUUUAGGACCUCUCCUGUAUCGAGUGAGAUUAAUGGUAACUGUGGACUUCAUAAACUUUAUGCGAAUGACCUUACUUGUGAUUAUAAGUUGCGGUGUAGUUAUACAUGCAACUAUAUACCCAGAUUAUCCACUCACUAGUGAACUUUUUCGACGUACAUUUCACAGAGCCUGGUUUUCUAUGUUCCUAACACCAAUUGCUGAUUUAGAGGCACAAGAUAGGUGUCAUUCCUUGUGGUUCUACAGGAACAGUUCUGAUACAUGCCAUGUUGGGAAUUAUAAGGAUUAUACUUGUCCUACCACUGGUGUUUGGCCGUACAUUUUCUCCAUUCAGUACUUUAUCCUGUUGAAGCUAAUUCUUCUUACUCUUUUAUAUGCUAUUUUCAGUGCAACUGCAUCCAAAAUACAAGAUGAGACUGAUGCCAUAUGGAAGUUUCAACGUUAUCAGCUAGUUGUUGAUUUCGCAAACCGACUUAGACUUCCAGCCCCGCUUAGUAUUUUCAGCUAUCUUGCUGGACUUGGUGAAUGGAUUUAUCAUGGUCUGUGCUGUAUUAUAUGUAGGAAGACUUCUGAUACUACUGACAAACCGGAAGGAGGUCUGUUUGGCAAGGAUCUGGCUGGACUUCUCCAGGACAAAGACUAUAAUUACUGGAAAGAACUGGCUCAAGAAUACUGCAGAUAUCAAGAAGAGAAGAUCAGAAAUAAUGAUAUACCAAAGAAACAGAUGGAACUAUUAACUACGAUAGCUGAAGAUGUUGACUAUGAGAAGAAAGUUAUGACACAAAUUAGGGGACAAAUGAGAGAGCUAGAAAGAAUGAUGAAUCAAGCCCAAGUCUUCUUGGAAGACUUGAAGAAAAUGUCACAAAAGGACGAAUCUCUUCAGAUUUCCCUUCACUACCUUGCUCGACAAAGCCCUUACCAAGGUACUGCUGUUCAACGGUUUCCAGUUCCAGACAAGUAUGUGGCAUGGGAGGUUUUAUGGGUGGAGUACGACCCAGUUAUAUAUUCACAGCACCGUUCACAAUUUCCAGUUUAUCUUCAUCCAUUUGUUGAUGACGAUAUAUUGCUCCUUCUCAGAUCUAAAUGUGCCAUUCCUGUCCUUAAGUGGAACUCUUUGUCAGUUAAUGCAGCAGGCUUUAGUAUUGACAGACAGUCUUGGAUUCUAGAUUCUGAUGGAAAAUCUUUGGUGUAUAGAUUAAAUGGAGAAGGACUUCCUGUAAAUCCACUUGGACGAACUGGCCUCAGAGGCAAGGGUGCUCUACCUCGCUGGGGGCCAAACCAUUACAUAUUUGUUGUCAUCACACGAUGGCAGAAAACCACAUUGCUAGCAAAAGAUAGCAAUAGUUUGGAGUUUAUUGCCCUCUUUACAGCUGACCAAAAUCACAUUUCCUUACCAGGGGGUUUUGUAAGUGGAGAAAACAAAUUUGAUGUUGUACGUGGACUUUUUAAGUCAGAAGCUGAAAGCAGUUUCCCAUGGAGAAGUGUUGAAGAUAUGAUGCAGUAUUUUGAGAGUUGUGUUACAUCCUCCAAAAGUGAAGAGAGUCAGUCUGGUGUGAAAUGUGAAGUUGUUGAACGUGGAUAUAUGGAUGACCCCUGGAACACUGACCAUGCUUGGCGAGAAGUUGAAUUAUGGAGUAUUCAUUAUGAAAAGGAAGAAGAAAUUGCUGAGAAAUUACAGAUGAAUUUGAGCUGGAGAGUAAUCACAGAAGAUGUAUUCGUGAAGCUACCAAUAGGACAAGCCAUGCUACUUCAGAAGAUAACCGAACUUUAUCGUCCACUUGUUCUGUAGUUGAAAAAACAACUUAGACUGACUUUUUAAACUAUGUUUCCAUUUAUUGCUGAUAGAAAGAUUUCUUCAAUGUUUUGUGAUAGAUACACAAACUUGUUUCUACCAGAGACUGAUGCAACAUUUCAUCAAUCGGUGAUAGUUUUGUUAUUAAUUAUGUUUUAGAAAAAGUUUCUGGAGCUAAAGCAGUUAUCAAAUACAAUGAAAAAAAAAACGUAAUUUAAUUACUUAGAAAAUAUUGAACAUAUGGUAGGUAUGGAAGUACUCUUUUAAUUAAGUAAUUGGAGUGGGGGGUUAUGUUUUAAAUUAUUCCAUUUUUAGAUUAGAAGUUGUGCUGGUUUAUUUAUUUAUCUUAAAUAUAAUAGAAAAGGAGUAUUAAUAUUUUGUCAUUGUUCUUCUAAGUCAUUCAAUGCCAAAAAUAUUGUUUUUAUUAUAAUAUAUCAGAAAACCAGUGGGCAUUUUUAUGGAUUGUAUUUCUAGCCUGAAUGGUUUUAUAGCUUCAAGAAUUCAUUAGAAUGGACUAAUUUUUUGUUUUAUUAUUUUAAAAAAUGUUGUUAAAUUUAUUGAAGUUGACCAUCUAUAUUUACUUGUAUCAACUUGUCUGAAAGUCAUACAAAACUUGGUUAAUCUGAGGAAAAAACCCACCAAAACGUACUAUGUGUAAUGCUAAAUUAUAAUUUUUUAUAAAGGUGUUCUAUCUAAAACUUUGAAAGAGCUCAUCAUGUGCAUAAUAUUUCCCAUUAAAGUAAGUUAUUAAAUGACCAAGAAUUGUUAAAUCAUUGCAGUUUAUCACUUUUACAAACAGUUUAUUGAAGUAAAGUAAGAAUAAAAAACCCAAAGAAAGGGAAGACAACAACAUGAAUUUCAGGUUGGUACUUCCCUAGUUGGUUUACCACAUAAUUUUGAGGGAGUGAUGCAUUAGCUUAUACAUUCUAGACCCCAAAUGGAGAAAAAGAGAACUAAUACGAUUAUUUUUCAUUCAAACUUGGAUUUUUAAUAUUCUGUCAGUGUUAAGUUUACUUUCUGUCAUGUGUAGUUACUAUUGAUGAUACAUUAUAGCUUUUAAUUAACCUCUUUUUGGAUGGAAAAUAUUGUCUUGAAACAUUUUUAUUGUUCCUUUAGCACUAUUGAAAAAGAUAGUGCGACAUACCUGGUAAGUUAUUUUAAUAUUUUUAGUUUUUUUAAUUCACUUUCUUCACUGAAAAACUUGCAUAUUCAUCUGAAACAAUUUAGUUUAUCUUGUUUGUUUUAAGUUUAUGAUGGAAUUUAAAGAUCUACAAGUUACAAGAUAAUACUUUCAUUAUAAGUGAUAUUAGGUUACAUUUUACAUGUGAUAAUGCAUGAUUUAAUUCAUAUGUGCAAAAUGUCUUCUGUAGCUUAAAAAAUUGUAAAUUCAAAUGAAAACUUUAUUGAAUUACACUAUUGUUUUGUUUUUGUGUAAAGGACCAUAUUCUGGUAUCAAUAAUAUAGGAUAAAAUUCAGCUAAUGAUUCAUUAUUUAUUCUAGCAGUGUAAUGGAGUAAAACAGACAGCAGCUACAACCAGGGUCAAACAAAAACAACUUAUUAAACUUUUACAACCACAGAAGUUCAAAAUAAAACUUUCAAACAGUUGGGAUGUAAAGUUUAUUGCUUACCAAAAACACAGUUAGUAAAUACAUUCCUGUCCAAGACUUGAUUUAAACAUAAUGAACAACACAACAUAUAUAUAUCAAUGUUAACAGUUACUGCAAUAAAUAACAGAAUCAGGAAAAACCUAAUUCUAAAUUAACAAUAUUCUGAAUUUAAACAAAAUCACUAACAACAUCGAGUAACAAUCAGAAAUAAUACAUUUGACCUAUAUCUCAUGAACUAACUUGUAGAAGUUUGUGGCAGGGCUUUUAUUUAGUCGUUAGACCACAAUGUUACGUCUCAUGUGACUAGCUGUUACCAUAAAUUUACAUAAUCUUUCACAACUUUAAUAUAUGUACAUCACUGGUGUCAGUUUCAUAAUACAUAAUUACUAAAAAUCAAUGUGAUCAGCUUUAAUAUAACUAAAAAUUCAUAGCUAAACUAAAUGAUGGAAAGAAUAAUAAAUGAAUGGUAAACAAAACCAUAACAAAAUAAAAACAGAAUCUACUAUCUCUUAACAGUUUCAUGCAACACUUUUCUUGUAUCUGAAAUUAAAAAAAUAAAGUCAGUUUAAGCUUGAAUUAAUUUAAAAACUAGUAAUUAGCAGUAGUAAAAUGAAACAUCAAUAAAAAUUAGAGAUUAGUGAAACAAGUAAUAACAAUAGUAAUGAAAUAUUAACAAUGAGAUAAAUAUAACAUUAAUGUACUGGAUGUAGUUUAAUAACAAGUAGAGAAAUUUUAUGAAAGCUUUUACUAUCUUAAUAAGAAAAGUUUUAGUGCUCUAAAUUUAAAUGACUUGAUGCAUUCAGGUUUUUCUGUAUUUGAUAUUGUUAUGUUGUUGUUUGUCAACUUUACCAGUAUUAGUUGAACAAUUGUGGCAAAUAUUUUAGAAGAAAUAUGCAUAAAUUUGCCAGUAGCUCCUGGAAAAUUAUGUAAUUUCAAAAACAAUCUUACUCUUUGGAUUAUAAUUCUAGUUUUUAACCCCUUCAUGCCAGAAUUUUUUGGAAAUGAGCUAAAAAAGGUAGUUUUUUUUUUUCUUAUUUCACAUUUUGAUAGACUAUUGUAAUACAUGAUAGCAUGUGAAUAAGUCCUGGUAAAUAAUAAAAGACAUAGCAAGUAAUGUUUUGCUCUGACAAAUGUUUUGAAAUGUGGAAAUGAAAGUGCCCGAGUUAUCUUGAACAAAUACUGGAAGGGGUUAAUCUAUAUGUGAGUAUGCAAUUUGUAAGACUUGGCUCUAGCUGAAGGCUUUAGCAUAGUAAUUCAAGUGAUAAUCUAACUCAAUUUUAAUUAAACCAAAAGUAACUCAUUACUGAGCUGGGUUAUUUUCAUAAAUGAAUUUUUUACAGAACUUAGAUGUGCUAAUUUAUUUCUGUUGAUGAAACUUGUUACUGUUAGAUUUUGAGGGGCUAAAAAAAAAAUCUUAACUAAUGAUUUUUCCAAUCUUAAAUUGUUAUAUUUUCACAACGAAUACAAAGAAUUUUAUGUAGCUAAAAAAAACAACAAAUGGCUCAGCAGUAAGUCUGAAGACUUAUAAUGCUAAAAACUGAGUUUCCAUACUUGUGCUGGGCACAUCACAGAUGGACGAUUUUGUAAUUUUGUAUUUAACAGCAAACAAGUAGAUGAAACUAAAAAAAAAUUGCUACAGAUGUUGCGAUUUUUUUUGUGUAUUAUUCGUGAUAUAUGAUUGUAAACUUUGAGUAAAGCAUUAUAAGAAUUGUAUUAUAAAAUUAAUGAAGCCUUUUUUUUUUUUAAGUAUGCAAAAUUGUUAUAAUUCCUCAUAAUGUGCCUUUAGAAUUAUUUAAGUUGUAGAAAACAGAUAAAUGCUUUAUAUUGUGCCUUUGAAAUUUGUAAAUGUUUCUUCAGUUUGGGUAGAUUGUGUUUUAAUAGUGCCAUUGUCUUUUGAGCAAUUUCCCUCAAAGGAAUUAUUAUGAAAAAUUAAAAUACUCUAGAACUAAGGACUUUUUUAAUCAUGAAAAAUUUUGAAAUUAAGUGGUGCUAUAUGUAAGACUCUUGAGCAAGGCUUGAUAUUUUAAAAUUUCUUAGCUUGUGUUAUGUACAAGUUUUUAUUCAAAGUCUCAACUGUAAGUCUUGCAGAUUUAAUAUACUACCUAAUUUAUAUCAGUUGUGUAUGUAUUAAAAAUAUUCAUUUUGAUAGAUUUUACUCAAUUUUCUGUCACGAUAACAAUUGUCUUUUACAUGCAUUAAGAGUGAAAUAUUUAAAAUAAAGUUUAAAUCCACUAUUACAGAAUAAAUGUAUAGAGAUACAAGCUUUGACAUUUCACAUGGUCUCUUCAGUCUGAAAAGGACAUAUAAAAGUGUUCAACUGGUAACUGUAUAAGCUUGGUGUUGUUCUGUAAUAGUAUAUUUAAACUUUGUUUUAGCUUGAUUUGCACAUUAUUGUGCACUUACCUACUAUUAAACUAUAAAUUGUUAUGAUUCUAUGUGGAAACUAAUAUAAUGGUAGGGUUUCUUUUUGUGCUUGUUAUGAGAAGUUUAGUUUUAUGUAAUCCCUUUGUUGGGGAGGAAGGGGUAGAGGACACUAAAUGAAUGUCUCCAGUAAUAUGUUUUUGAAAAGUUAUGGUUAAAUAAAAACUUGCAGAGUGAAAUAAAAAAUUUGGUUUUGGAACUUA